This is a messenger RNA of Lepus europaeus (European hare), 2576 nucleotides long. RefSeq names its product tetratricopeptide repeat protein 39B-like. The record is from RefSeq and is a predicted model, not a curated record. Gene Ontology annotation, biological process: regulation of cholesterol efflux; regulation of cholesterol metabolic process; negative regulation of cholesterol storage. NCBI's taxonomy places the organism in Eukaryota, Metazoa, Chordata, Mammalia, Lagomorpha, Leporidae. The transcript has 3 exons. Bases 408 to 2228 code for a protein of 606 amino acids. Gene Ontology annotation, molecular function: protein binding.
UCCCCUAAACCCGUCUCUGCUUCCUCUCCUCUCCCCUACCCCACUCCCCCUUACAUCGGCCCCCGCUCUGGGGACCCUCCACGUUAGUAAUCUAAGUACAGGUGCAUUAGGCCGGCCUAUGGAGGGCUGUACAAUUUAGCCGCUGAUGUUGCAGCAGUCGCCGCCUUUCUGUUGGGGAACCCGGCCUAGUCGGCUGCUCCGUGGUCUCUGGGGCGCAUCCGAGUAGCAGAUGAGGAAACAGAGGACGCAGUAAGGCCAAGAAGGGACAAAACCAGGAUUCAAAGCGACACCUCAGGCCGUGCUUUGUGUGGAAGAAGUGUCCCCCAUCAGGAGAGCAAGAAGCUACCCUCGUUGUGACCACAUCACUCCAUGUUAGAUAGUUCCCAUCUCUAAGUGGGGAAGCAAAUAUGUCACUUAUUCUAAGUAAAAGAGAAAAUAAUCAGAAGGACAAGUUAAAUAUGUCACUUACUCUAACUAAAGCAGGGAGUGACAGGGAGAUCAUGUUAAAUAGAUCACUUUCUCUAAGAAGAGAAACUGAUCAGGAGGACACCUUUGAGGAUGCCUAUGAAACCAUCCCCGUGGCAACAACAAUGAAUCUACUAUCUUCCUUGGAAGAAUGUACAACUGCAUUGUAUUUAUUUCUAAAUAACAGAUUCUCAGAUGCAAUAAGUCUCAUUUAUCCAUGGUCUAAAAACAGCACAUACCAUGCCCUCAUGUAUGGUAUCCUUAUGGUUGUCAAGGCCAUUCUGACUUUUGAGCCACAAGACAUACAGAUUGGAAUGACUGCCGCAAAGGAAGCUUUGAAAACCUGUAACAGUUUCCGAAAAAAGCCUAGGAUAAUGGCUUUGUCUCGUCUUGUGAGUAGACAGGGAAUAAAAGCUAUCAAAGAAGAAGAAUUGCAUGCAGAAGUCUGUUAUGCUGAGUGUCUGAUCUUGAAAUCCACCAUAACAUUUAUACAGGAUGACAGCAUGCUUGGUUUUCUUAAAAGUGGGAUCAACGUUGGGUCAAGUUACCAAAUAUACAAAGACUGUCAGCAAGUAUUAAUGCAUAUACCUAAUAACCAAAGCAAAGCCCACAAGCACCUGGUUGGAGGAGUCAAAUUUGGACUUGGAGCAUUCAAUUUAAUGUUAUCACUUGUGCCACCAAAGACUCUGAAACUGCUCAAUAUUGUUGGAUAUUCUGGUGAUAGAGAGGUAGGCUUGGCUUUGCUUAAUGAAAGUGCAUCUGAGAUCCAUAUAAAUAAUAUUCUAAGUGUUUUAACUUUAUUCUUCUAUUAUAGUUACAUCUUUGUAGCUUUUGGUGUUGAAAAGGUUUCAAUAUCUGCUACAGAGAAUCUCUUCUUAGUCUACCUCCAUAAAUUUCCAAACUGUGUGGUACUUAAAUUUUUUCAUGCACGUUUUACUAUGCUGAGAGGAAAUUUUGAAAGGGCACAGUUAAAAUUACAGGAGUGCAUUUUUACUCAGAAUGAGUGGAAACAGAUUCAUCACCUCUGCUACUGGGAACUCAUGUGGUGUCACAUCUUUAUGCAAGAGUGGAGGCAGGCUUACCACUAUGCCAACCUACUGUCUCAACAUAGCAGGUGGUCCAAGGCAAUUUAUAUGUACAGUAAAGCUAUCAUAUUGGCUUUGCUUCCUUCUGAAUUUGUGAAAUCAGUGAGUGAGGACAGGAAUGCUCUCUUCUUAAAAGUGGAUAGCCUGAGAAUCAAAUUUUUAGGAACUCCUGUGCCAAUAGAAAAGUUUGUUGCUGAGAAAGGUCAGCGCUACGCUACGACUACAGGCUGGUUUACAGCACAGCCCCUUCUGGAAUUCAUUUAUGCCUGGAGUGGUUUCCGAGUCAUGAGCAAAAAAAUAGAGCUUAUUUCAAGCUGGCUAUCCAUAAUUGACAAAGGAAAAGGCCUUUUACAAGAAAACCCAAAUGAAGAAUAUGGCACAGAUGACUUAAGUUUGUUAAAUUUACUGAAAGGUCUGUGCCUGAAACACUUAGGUAAAUAUUUGAAGGCUGAGCACUACUUUAAUCGUGUCAUUCAAAAGGAAAAAUUCUUAAAAUAUGACCAUUAUCUGGUGCCAUAUACUUACUAUGAACUGGGAAUUCUACACUAUCUAAAAGGAGAUUAUGCCAGUGCAACAAAAAACCUAGACAACAUAAAAAACUACAAAGACUAUUCCAUGGAAGCCCGGUUACAGUUUAGGGCUCAUAUAGCCCUUGAGCAAAUAGCUAAAGAAAAGUAAUAGCUUUGCGUAUUAUGAGUGAAAUAUCUGCAAUCAACAGUUAGCAGGUAGAAAAAAUGAUUUCUUUGUGGAGAAAAAUCCAAGAGGCAGCUGCUAAGAAUUUGAUCAGUAGCAAGUAAGAAAGGACUUUGCCAUGACUUUUCCCUGUUUCCUUCUGCAUACCUAUAAAAUGGAAUGUCUUAGACUGGCAAAUGGAGUGAUACUCAUCCUUGAAAAAGGGCAAAUGACAUACAUUAUGAAAGUGCUCUCUGUUAUGUUAUUAAUGUAUUGAUUAUGUCACAUAACGUUUUCCAAAUCUCAAAAAAUGUUUUCAACAUCUCAGUAGAUAAUGUAUGCAAUAUGCAAGUA